ACAAAAGCCUAACCCUACAUCUUCACACUGAUCUCGAAUACCCAAUAACCCUCAUUCUCUAAAAAAUGGCCGCGACCUUUGCCACUUCCUCGACCGUCAUUGGCCUUGGAACUUCCUCAUUAGCAUCCCCUUCUCGGGCCUCCGUGGCAAAGAGAUCAUGCCUCUCUUCAGGUUUUGUGAAGUCUUCUGUGGCUGUUAGGAAUCCUCUGAGGCAAGCUGCGGGAGCUUCGGGAGGAAGGUUUACAUGCUUUGAGAGGAAUUGGCUGCGCACGGAUUUCAAUGUGAUAGGAUUCGGGUUAAUAGGGUGGUUAGCGCCAUCCAGCAUUCCUGCAAUCGAUGGGAAGAGCUUGACAGGACUUUUCUUCGAAAGCAUUGGAGCUGAGCUCUCUCACUUUCCAACUCCUCCUGCUCUCACUUCUCCGUUCUGGUUGUGGUUGAUCACCUGGCACUUGGGACUGUUCGUCGUCCUUACUUUUGGGCAGAUCGGAUUCAAGGGAAGGACCGAAGACUACUUUUGAACUCAAUUGUCUCCUGAUCUCUAUGUACUGAACAUCGUGUACCAUUAAUUUAUGAUUUCGAGCCUACUGCCUAUUAUUCUUUCUUUAAUGUAGCAUAUAUAAUAUAUUUUUAACCUC
Molecule: messenger RNA, 635 nt
Organism: Carya illinoinensis
Lineage: Eukaryota; Viridiplantae; Streptophyta; Magnoliopsida; Fagales; Juglandaceae
Product: photosystem I subunit O
Exons: 4
Coding region: 66-518 (150 amino acids)
Source: RefSeq, a predicted model, not a curated record